UUGGAAUCGGAUUCAACACACCUUUUGAAAAUCCGAAGUAGAUUUCUGGAAGACCAUCAUGUCUCAGGGAACUGAUGUCGAGCUGAGCGAUGAGGUUGAGCUGAUUGACGAUGGAAUGAAUGAGAGCGCAGGACCCAAGCAUUGCUGUUACUGCUAAUGUAAUGUCAGCUGUACAUGAUGAGCGGCCAAAGAAAUCGUUGACUCAGAUUGCACGAGCGAUCGAACACUUAGGAUCCACUGAGGUGUUGGAGCCGCUUACAUUAGUUGCUCUACUGUUGCCGUCUUCCAGAGACGGUGCCGAGCAGUUGCUGAACCUGAUGGCGCAACAGUGCAGCGCUAAGGAGGUGGUUAUGGCGACGAAGGAGGCCCUAGAGCACUUAGCACUCUCCUUGGAUGGUGAUGAUGAGACGGAGGCUGUUCCAGACACAAAUUCCGGCGCCACUCAGCUUGAGCGCGGCUUGCGACUUUAUAUCCGAUCCGUUCCACGCCUUCCGAAGCGCAAAAAAUCAGCGAGCGAGGUCCUACAACCCCUAGUUUCCGAGCUCGAAGCCUUAAAUAUGCGGAUUGGAGGCACGGCUUCUGCAGAAGAAAGUCGUGCACUUAUAUCCUCGGCGUCUGAGUUAGCAACGUCGAUAUACGCAUCGGUAGAAUCGGAUACCACUGUUGACAUCAAACUUCUAUCCGAAGUCAAGGCCAUCCUGUACUCGUUCCUCAGUUCGGUGAUCGAAGCUUUUAUAGAUGCCGUGAAGGAGGAUCUCGCGACGAAGGCGUUUGCGGCACACUUCCCGAGAUUGAUCGUUCCGCAGUCGGAGGAGACAUCGUCAUCGGAGCAAGUCGGUGUCAUAUCGACAGUGCAGGCAGCCGUGACAGCCCUGGGUUUCCGCAUAUCGGACUAUGAGUCUCGUUUAUCGCUCGGUUCUCUGGUUCUACUCGCACACAGUCCUUCAUACUCGUUCUCCGUUCCCAUGCUCACAUCCUUCUUCCCCAUCAUCUUGAUAUCUCUACAGUCCAACACUGCUCUUGAUGAGGUCCUCUCCCUCCUCAUCAACUCGAUUGUUCCAUUGCAGUCCCAAUCGCCCAGCGAGCUCCCACCCGACCUGAUCGUUCCGCUCGCGCAUGUUCUCCCGCCGCUCGCGAGUGUACAUCCAGAGCCAUCAACCCGGCAUCAAACAUUUCGUCUCCUUUCUGUUGUGCUCUCACUCGCACCGUCACCGCUCAGGCUACAGCUUCUAUAUGGUCUCUUGACAGACCCGGAUUCGUUGCCUCAGAUGCGCGUUGCGGCUGUGGGUCUGGUCAAGGAAGCUGUUUUAGAGGGGCUUUCGACUACAAUGGGCUCUUCGGAUGCAGCGCGGAACGUCUUCGCGUCACCGAUAUUCUUGCAGACGCUCGGGUCAACGAUCUUGCAAACCGAUCCGCCUGAAUUGUUCACGUCUGGCGAACAGCUCUCCCUAGCGGAGUUUCUGGAGAGCGCCGAGCCACUGAGACUCGUCGAAUGUCUCGCCUUAUAUUAUGUGCUCUUGCUCAGAGAUGUGCAGAACAGGACCGGUGUGCGAGACAAGGACAACCUCAGCAACGUUGAGCGCACGUUGCUUAGACCACUAAGACAGCAAUUCGAAGCUUGGAACCAUGAUGGAGAUUCUUCGCAUACUGGUGACUCAGAAAUGCAGUUGGCGAUCCUAGACAUGUGGCUCGACCGCGUCAGUGACGCAGUAAAGAGCAUAUAUGCGGUUUGAGGGGGUAGUGAGAGCUUGUAGCCGGUGGCACGUAUCAGUCCAACAGUCACUCUUCUAAGAUAGAUGCAUGAGCGUGUCUGUGCCUCGCUCUACUAGUUUUCGAC
Molecule: messenger RNA, 1837 nt
Organism: Laetiporus sulphureus 93-53
Lineage: Eukaryota; Fungi; Basidiomycota; Agaricomycetes; Polyporales; Laetiporaceae
Exons: 8
Coding region: 120-1733 (537 amino acids)
Cellular component (GO): cytoplasm
Molecular function (GO): ubiquitin-protein transferase inhibitor activity
Source: RefSeq, a predicted model, not a curated record